Messenger RNA from Monodelphis domestica (gray short-tailed opossum), 1242 nucleotides. It is a transcript of the gene TMCO5A, whose product is annotated as transmembrane and coiled-coil domains 5A. Lineage: Eukaryota; Metazoa; Chordata; Mammalia; Didelphimorphia; Didelphidae. The record is from RefSeq and is a predicted model, not a curated record.
CCCACCCUACUCUGGAUGACAAGACACCAGCAGCCUCCCCUGGGGAACGAAGCAGUCUGUAUCAAACAACGGGGAGGUGACCUCUCUCUCUGAAGGAAACUGUUGAUGGAAGAAGAAGAGCAGAACCUGUCGGAUAAUGAGUCCUCCAAAAAGAUGGAAAUUCUACGGUUGGAACAGUCUAAGAAGACCCUUAACAGUUUGAACAUGGACCUGGAAAAGGAUCUGCAGAAAAUAGAUGAGGCAAACCAGUCUCUUCUAUUAAAAAUUCAAAUGGAAGAAGAUGUAAACAACAGGUUAGAAGACGAGCUUGCCCGGUUAGCAAAAUUAGUACAAGAACAGGAGAAGAAGGAGCAGGAAUAUACCUUAUCUGACAAGGAGCAAGAUUUGAAAAACCUCAAACUGGAGACAUCAAAACUAGAAAAGAUCAAUGAGGCUCUGACCCAGGGUAUAGUAGAGCUUCAGAGUCAGCUUUCAGGGAAAACGCAUGCGCCCAAAGCACUUCUGCCUGCGGAAGAAAACUUAUCGGAAUCCCCAGAAGUGGCAAAGAUGAAAAUGCAUCAGGCUGAAAAGUCUUUGGCAGAGCAGGAGAAGGAACUGGCCAAGGUACUGGAUGAAUUCGAAUCUGUGCAACAACUCUGUGAGGCCCAGGCCUAUUGCAUAAAGAAAUACCAAGAAGCCCUGAAGAAGAUGGAAGAAGAAGUAGAGAAUCGUUUCCUAGAGAGAGAAGUAUCAAAAGUUCUAAGCAUAUCCUCUGAAACUGCAAGACCAGGGUUAACGCUGGUGGAUGACAUCCAAAAUGAUGCGGAAAUGGUCUCUGUUGAAAAAAAGAGAAGCCUCUUCUGGUACAAGACUCUUGGAUAUCUCUUCUUUACAAUCCUAUUGUUCACCAGGCUACAAGGCUACCUGCUUUUCCAUAUUAACCAUGUAAAUCCAGAUCUGAUAUUGGACACCCUGCCUAAGAUGAUGGGCCGGAGCACCUUGUAUAGGCUGAGGCACUUCCUUCUGCCAUUUUUUACACUGGAGGCAGAAGAGGUCUUGCCUCACUAAUCUCUCUAUAUGUGGUGUACUUGAGUUACUGGAGACAAAGCAUGACUGAAGGCUAUGAGUGAGAAGUGGCCAAAUGGAGGGAAGAAGACUUGGAACAAAGAGUUGCUUUCCCAAGGUCUGCUGUCCUGGUGACCUUCCCAUCGAAAAUUUUCCUUCCAUGAGUUCUCUCCCUCAAUAAAGAAUUUUGACAUUAAA